Molecule: messenger RNA, 3546 nt
Organism: Acipenser ruthenus (sterlet)
Lineage: Eukaryota; Metazoa; Chordata; Actinopteri; Acipenseriformes; Acipenseridae
Product: S-methyl-5'-thioadenosine phosphorylase
Exons: 10
Coding region: 81-3350 (1089 amino acids)
Biological process (GO): protein monoubiquitination; nucleoside metabolic process; protein polyubiquitination
Cellular component (GO): cytosol
Molecular function (GO): ubiquitin protein ligase activity; S-methyl-5-thioadenosine phosphorylase activity
Source: RefSeq, a predicted model, not a curated record
CCGGUUUCUGAAGACUUCAUAACUGUGGGAUCAUUCUAUAUCUAUGGCUGUGAUAUAUUUUACCUACAAGCAAGGAAAUCAUGGCAUCUACAAAGAAAAAGCUGAGAAUGCACAAAAAAAAUGUACCCAAAGGUGGAUCAAGUAAAAUUUCACAGACGGUGUCUGCAGAAGCCUCUCCUGAUUCCAAGUGCCCCAUUUGCCUGGACAGAUUCAAUAACGUGGCCUACCUGGACCACUGUCUGCACAAGUUUUGUUAUCAGUGCAUCCAUGAAUGGUCGAAAAACAAAGUAGAGUGUCCACUCUGCAAACAGCCCUUUGAUUCGAUCUACCGCACCAUAGAAGCAGAGAACAACUUUAAAGAAUUAGUUUUGCGACCAACUGAGAGUGGCUCCUUUGGCAGUCCUGACGGGCAUAGGUUCAGGUAUCGCACAACAAUGACAAGGAGGACUUCCCCGCCCCCCGACAAUGGAAUCUUGUUUGAAGGGCUGACGGGAAAUGCUCCUCCCCAGCGUGAUCAAGGAGUUCAACGCAUGAAGCUGCGACUUGCAGCAAGGAGGCGAGCCCAGACUGAGGGCAGGCUAAUGCAGGAGCAAGAUGUGAUCAAUUUCAGACGGGCUCUCUACCAAACUGGGGUCCGAGUCCGAAAAGUGCACGAUGGCGGGCGCUACAGGGACAUCUCUGCCGAAUUUUGGAGGAGAAACCCAGCCUGUCUCCACCGACUGGUGCCCUGGCUAAAACGUGAGCUCACUGUGUUGUACGGUGACAAAUCUCUGGUGAACAUUGUCAAGCACAUCAUCAUGACACACAUCACCAGGUAUGACAUGGAAGACCAGGCUAUCCAAAAUGAACUGAAGCCUUUUCUGCUUAACCGUACUGAUCAUUUCUUGCACGAGUUUAUCAGCUUUGCUAGGGCUCCUUACAGUAUGGAUGCUUAUGAUCAGCAUGCUGUUUAUGACUGUGCAGCGGUGUCCUUUGGGGAAGGGAGCAGUUCGGAAUUGUCGGUCAUCACUAUAUCGGCUGAUGAAGCUGAUACUGAAGAGGAUCAAGGGACGCUUUCCAUGGCUGGCAGUGGUCUCAGCGAGGCUCCCUGGGAUGAUGAAACCCCUGGCCCAUCUUAUUCGGCGAUGGAGCAGGUGCAGCCAGGAAUGUUUUCUGUCUGUGAAUCUGAAUCUGUGACCAGUGGUGAUGAGGAAGGACAGAUAAGGCCUUUAGUGCAGGAAAGUGCUCAAGUUAAGACUGAUCCAUCAGCCAAUGAGGGGGCCGAUGCCUCCUCCACUGAUGAAGACUGUGUUAUUGUGGGCUUUGUCAAGCCCCUGGCUGAAAGGACACCUGAGCUUGUCCAACUGUCUUCUGACUCUGAAGAGUCUGUCCACAGUGAAAGCACAGAGUUCCCUGCUCAACCACAGCACUUGCGAUUUUCAAGCAUCAGCAGCCCUCCUUCCUCUGUGUGUUCUGUUGUGUCCAAAGACAAGUCCCCACAUGGGCAUAAAACGUCCGAUAAGAAAGAAACCAGUAAGGACAGAGACCAGUCCAAUUUAUCGGACAAGGCCAGACAUUCUCCUACACAUAGACCUUCCGACAGAGACAAGAAUUCAAGAGGGACCGACACCAGCAAUACUUGCAGCAAAGGGAUGCAUGCGCAUGAUAACAGAAGGCACCACAAGCGAGACCGAUUGAGGAGCAAAGAAAGAUCCAGACAGAAGAACAAAAGGAGAUCAAAAAGCACAGAGAACAGUUGGUCAAUAAAAAGCAUAACAACAUCACUGAACAGUGACAGUACGCUUUCAAGAGGAAAAAGGCAAUCAAGAUCAUGCACCAGGGACUAUCCCCCUUCAAGAGACAUGGGGUGUCAACCGAGCAGAGAUAACAACAACAGUUACUCCAGGCACAGUCAUGAAAAAUCCUAUUCAUACCACUUGGACUCCUACAGCCAUUACAGCAGGGACAGGGGAAGCAACGAUUCAUUGUACAUGCAAAAUAGGUCCUAUAGCGCAAGUUACUAUGUGAGCCCAGAUCAUAGGACCAGAUCUCAUUCAAACAGUAGAAGCAACAGAAGCAGCAGCAGCAGCAGCCACCGGGAUUACCACCAUAGGGAAAGACGAAGGUCGAGAAGCUUCUCUAGCAGCAGUUCCAGGGCUUCCUGUUCUGCCCAUCGGAGAUCCAGGCAUGAUAAACCCAGCGGGAAAAGAAAAUACAAAACCCGUCAUCUGGAGGGCACAUCAAAAGAAGUGACCUCAAAGUCCUACACAUCGUCUUCAUACAGCCUUCCGGAAAAGAGGGGGAGCAGUGAGUGGCAUCACAAAAAGUCUCGAAAGAAGAGCAGAAGUCUGAGUGUGGAAAUAGUCAAUGAUGGGAAGGCAACAGGAGAGAGUAGCCGCUGUCACAAGAAGCAUAAACGCAAGAAAAAAUGCAAGCGCCACAGAAGCAGGGAAAAGGCAGGACACCGAGCCCCAACUGUCAUCACUAUUGACAGUGACAGUGAUCAUGCAAUGGAAAUUGGAAUCAUUGGUGGUUCGGGUCUGGAUGAUCCUGAUAUCUUGGAAGGAAGAAGCGAGAGAUAUGUUGAAACCCCCUAUGGAAAGCAGUACUAUGAAUUUAUCUUCUCAUCUGUGUCGCAACCUUCAGAUGCUCUGAUAGUGGGAAAGAUAAAAAAUGUUGACUGUGUGCUCCUGGCAAGACAUGGAAGGCAACACACAAUAAUGCCAACAAAUGUCAACUAUCGAGCCAAUAUUUGGGCACUCAAAGAAGAAGGCUGCACCCACUUGGUUGUGACGACCGCAUGUGGCUCACUAAGGGAGGAGAUUCAGCCUGCAGACAUUGUCAUUAUUGACCAGUUCAUUGACAGGACAACAAAAAGACAUCAGACCUUUUAUGAUGGGAGCUCUACCAGCCCUGCUGGGGUCUGUCACAUUCCAAUGGCUGAACCCUUCUGUAACAAAACAAGAGAGGUUCUGAUAGAGGUGGCAAGGAACCUUGGAGUGAAGUGCCACCCCAAAGGGACCAUGCUGACGCUCGAGGGACCGCGUUUCUCUUCCAGAGCAGAGAGCCUGAUGUUCCACCAGUGGGGUGCUGACGUCCUCAAUAUGACCACUGUUCCAGAAGUAGUUCUAGCCAGAGAAGCUGGCCUCUGCUAUGCAAGUAUUGCCAUGGCAACAGACUAUGACUGCUGGAAGGAACACGAAGAAACGGUAUGUGUGGACAAUGUGUUAAAAACAAUGAAGGAAAAUGCAAACAAAGCUGCCAGUAUUCUUCUCACUGCUGUACCACAUAUUAGCAAAAUGGAUUGGACGGAAACUGUAAAGAACUUGAAAACUGUAGUGCAGUGUUCAGUCAUGUUACCAAAACAUUGAAAUGAAGGAACCUGCUGAAGGAAAACUUUUUCAAAUCCAUAAUUGCCAUAUAAAACCAAAGGCUGCUGGGCCAUCAGACUUGUAUAGCCUCAAAGAAUGUAAAUGCAAAAACAUGUGGUGUGUACAGUCCAUCUAGUGCUUGUUUGUUUUUGUUUCAUUCAUGUAACAAUAAAUUGCGAGGAAAUUGUCUGUAUUG